Acanthosepion pharaonis is the source of this 2046-nucleotide messenger RNA. NCBI's taxonomy places the organism in Eukaryota, Metazoa, Mollusca, Cephalopoda, Sepiida, Sepiidae. The record is from the annotation of a GenBank genome assembly.
AUGAAAAGAAUACAAAAUAUACCGGCCAGAACGAAAAGGGAUAUCCGACUCAAACAAAAAGACAUAAAUGCGAGCAUGGAGUGUGAAAGACCUACCCACAGUUCAGAUACCCUCUCCUUAGGCUUGAGUUUGAACCCAAACCAGAUGGUUGAAGAAUUAAUGCUAUCAUCAAAAGAGCCUCAACACCCAUCCCAAGAGACUUUGUGCAAUAUGAAGCUGGAAAAAGAAUCUCCAGACCUGGCGUCAUCCCCACAAACUUUUAUCCUUCUGAAGACAAUGGAAAUUCAAGAUGCUGAAAAGCAGCAGCAGCAAUCGCAAGCGCAACAGGCUCAGCCACAAUUCACAUGGGAAGCAUGUAACACUACUUUUGCAUACCCAGCCAUUCUUCAGGAGGCUGUUACGACAGCCACAACAACCACCUCAACUUCCGUGCCAACAACAAUGACUACUAUCGCUGUUUCGGCUGCCACUGUUGUGGCCGCUGCUGCAGCAGCUGCCAAUCAAGGGGUUGUGGUCACCACUGAUGGUACAAACACUGGGGAAAGUGUGGUUGAUCCCCAACAACAGCAGCAGCCUCCACCCCAGCCACAACCCCAGCAACAGCAACAACACCACCGUCCUUUUGAAUGUGAGUUUUGUAAAAAGACUUUCUCGAAGAAUUCUAAUCUUACAUCCCACCGGCGUUUACAUACAGGUGAGCGCCCAUUCGCCUGUGAGUUCUGUAAGAAGACAUUUGCAAAAUCUUGGAACCUGACAUCUCAUCGGCGUAUUCACACGGGUGAAAGGCCUUACCAUUGUGAAACAUGCCACAAAGCUUUUGCAAAGUCUUGGAAUCUCACCAACCACAGACGGACACACACAGGUGAAAAACCUUAUGGAUGUAAAUAUUGUGAAAAAUCCUUCUCGCACUCGUCCAACUUGACAUCACACAUAAAAUCUCACACUGGAGACAAACCAUUCAACUGCCAACUGUGUAAGAAGAAGUUCACAUUUGCCUCUCAAUUGACACAGCACUUGCGUAGCCACAGUGGAACACGACCAUACACUUGUGAAACCUGUCAUAAGUCAUUUGCUGACCAAGGCGUGUUGGCAAAGCAUCGUAAGAAACAUGCAAACACCACAGCAGUCUCGGUUGUUGCUAAUGUAGUCACCCCAACUUCAGUGGCUCUUGCUGGUGACGCCCUUACCACAACUACAGAUACCACCCAGCUUCAGCUUUUGUGCAUCUGUGAAUUUUGCAAGAAGACAUUUACAGACGCUACUUCAUUGCUUACGCACAAGGCUGAAAAACACCAGCACUUAGAAAAACCCUAUGAGUGCCAGUAUUGUACAGAAACAUUUAUUAACGAAAAUUCACUCAACUGGCACAUCCGAACUCACACGGGUGAGGUGACAACCACCCCGACUUUGGUAGCUGUCACUGACAGCAAUAAAGUGGCCGUGGCUGUGGCAGCAGCUGCUGCUUCAAACAGCGGUGCUGUGGCAGCCUUCAGUUGCGAAUAUUGCCACAAAACGUUUACACGAUCAGAUAGCCUGACUGUCCAUAUUCGCACACAUAGUACAGGUACUGGAGCAGAGAUUCCAACUAUCAGCUGUGAUGUGUGCAAUAAGACAUUCUUGAGCCAAAACCAAACUGCAGCUGUAUCGGGCACAACCACAGCCACGAUUCUUAAUUGCCAGGCUCCAACUGUGGCGGAUGUAAAACCAAUCAUUGAAGUUGUGGAGCACGUGGACAAGUCUGUGUCCCCGUACUCUACGGUGACGCCCCUGGAACAUAAGGUGGAGAUUGUUGAGCAGGCAGGCGGCUAUGAGGAACAAGAACAACAUGAGACGAUCACAGUGGACCAGAACUUGGCUGUGGCUUACACAGCAGCCAUUGAACAACAGCAGCAGCAGCAAGUGACUCAAGUCGUGACCUUUGAUAGCAGUAAUGCCAUUUUAACCCAUGCCAACUUGCAGGUCCAUUAUCCCCAGGGUCAGGCUGCUCCACAAACAUCCUCAGAACAAACUGUCAUAGCUCAGGAAGACAUUUGUUUCAAAGCUUGA